This is a messenger RNA of Arvicola amphibius (Eurasian water vole), 4001 nucleotides long. RefSeq names its product DENN domain containing 6A (gene Dennd6a). The record is from RefSeq and is a predicted model, not a curated record. Gene Ontology annotation, molecular function: guanyl-nucleotide exchange factor activity. Lineage: Eukaryota; Metazoa; Chordata; Mammalia; Rodentia; Cricetidae. The transcript has 16 exons. The coding region runs from base 832 to 1977 and encodes 381 amino acids. Gene Ontology annotation, cellular component: recycling endosome.
UAUUAAUAGUUUUAGUUGUGAUUAGAAAAGGUGAGCACUGAACUUAAAGGUGUCUGCCCGUGGUCUGAACACUUGGGAGGCAGAGACAGAAGAAGCAGGAAUUUGAGGCCAGCCUGAGCUCCAUGAGACCCUGUCUCAGCUUCCACUCUAAAGUAGGAAUGGUUGAGAGCUCUUGUGUUUCACUUGUGCUUUGUAGAUCAUAGUCACCAUCUUACUUACUCAUUUGUAGAUUAUAGUCACCAUCUUACUACUCAUUUGUAGAUCAUAGUCACCAUCUUACUACUCAUUUGUAGAUUAUAGUCACCAUCUUACUUAUUCAUUUUUUUAAGAUAGGGUCUGCCCAUAUAUAUAACUCGGGUUGUUCUGGAACUUGCUCUGUAGAUCUAGCUGGCCUCACUGUAUUCACAGAAAUCCACCUGCUUCUGCCUCCUGCGUGCUGAGGUUAAAGAUUAAAGGUGCCACAAUGUUUUGUAAUUUUUAACUGUUAAGUUGUUGCUAUCUCUGUGCUGGACUUCUGACAAACUGUAGUGUUUCAGUUAAUACCUGGGAGAGUUCUGUGUAUUGACACUGGAGAAUAAGGGAGAAAAUGAACAAGUUGUGAUAAUCUCAACCACCGUGAAAGCCUGCACUGCAGUUUUGUUUUCUUCUUUUUUUCCCAAGUCAUCAUUGGUUUUGAUCAGCAAGCUACCUUAUAUUCACUUUUUUAACACCGUACUCAAACAGAUAGCACCAGAGUAUUUUGAAAAAAAUGAACCUUGCUUGGAAGCAGCUUGUAAUGAUGUUGACCGAUGGCCUGCCCCAGUGCCAGGGAAAACUUUGCAUCUGCCUAUCAUGGGGGUCGUAAUGAAGGUCCGGAUUCCCACGUGUCAUGACAAGCCUGGGACCACUCAGAUGGCGCAGCUUACUCAGCAGGCAGACACCCACACAUCUAUUAUUUUACCUACUGUUCAUGAGGUGGAUCUUUUCAGGUGUUUCUGCCCAGUUUUCCUUCAUAGCCAAAUGCUGUGGGAGUUGGUGCUAUUGGGAGAGCCCCUUGUGGUAAUGGCACCAUCACCGUCCGAGUCUUCAGAAACUGUACUGGCCCUUGUUAACUGCAUUUCUCCAUUAAAGUACUUUAGUGAUUUUCGACCUUACUUCACAAUUCAUGACAGUGAAUUCAAAGAAUAUACUACCCGUACUCAAGCUCCGCCAUCAGUCAUCUUAGGAGUAACCAACCCUUUUUUUGCUAAAACACUACAACACUGGCCACACAUUAUUCGGAUAGGAGAUCUGAAACCUGCAGGUGAAAUUCCUAAGCAAGUUAAAGUUAAAAAAUUGAAGAACCUAAAAACUCUGGAUUCUAAACCUGGAGUUUAUACUUCUUACAAGCCAUAUCUAAACAGAGACGAGGAGAUUAUAAAACAACUCCAGAAGGGUGUACAGCAGAAACGCCCUUCUGAGGCUCAAAGUGCUAUUCUCCGACGCUAUUUUUUGGAACUGACACAAAGUUUCAUCAUUCCAUUAGAAAGGUACGUGGCCAGCUUGAUGCCUUUGCAGAAAAGUAUUUCUCCGUGGAAGAGUCCACCCCAGUUAAGACAGUUCCUUCCAGAAGAAUUUAUGAAAACACUUGAGAAAGCGGGUCCUCAGCUCACAUCUGGAAUAAAGGGCGAUUGGAUCGGACUUUACCGGCAGUUUCUAAAGUCUCCAAAUUUUGAUGGCUGGUUCAAGACGCGGCGGAAAGAAAUGACCCAAAAACUGGAGGCACUUCAUCUGGAAGCUCUUUGUGAAGAGGACCUCCUCCUCUGGAUCCAGAAACAUACAGAAGUAGAAACAGUAGACCUUGUGUUGAAGCUGAAAAAUAAGUUGUUGCAGGCUGACCGAGAGAACUUACCUGUGAAGCCUGACACUGUGGCGAAGUUGCGGACACACAUAGAUGCGAUUAUCUUAGCGUUGCCAGAGGACCUGCAAGGCAUACUGCUCAAGACUGGCAUGACAUGAUGCAAAAGGCUCCAGCCUGAAAGGACUGUGCACCAUGAAGCAAACUGACAUUUCUUCCACUGCACAAAGGAGCAGUUAGAGUGGCAGUAACAUGGGAAACAGCAGUAGGCGCUGGAUACAGGUGGAAAGACUGAGCCGUAGAGGACAUCUUUAGUGCGCUCUGCGGUUCCACAACACUGAAACACCGGGAGACAUUUCCCUAUUUUUCUCAUGUUCAGAAGUGCUCUUAAGAGAGACCUGUGGGGCCGUUGGCGUAAGUGACUCCAAACUGCAGUGCCGGCAUUGCAGAUAUUUUUUUUAAUUGGUGCUGCUUUGCCCAAUCAUGUUGAAACUCAGGGGAUAUAAAAAUAAUGUUCACACUGGCUGUCUUCUAAAGAAGGAAAAACUGAGUUUUCCAACUAUAGUUAGAUAUAACCGAGGCUUAUGUCGUGCCUUCCAUUGUCCUGUAUGUUUCACAAGGUCCAGCUGCUGAUUGUAAAGCUUUUUCUUUUUUUAAUUAUGAUACAAACUUUAGAAAGCAUUAUGUUGCGUAAUGGUUUCUCAGAAAGGUUUUUGUUGCCCUUUAUGUGGGUGGGUGAGUGCUUGAAAUCAUCGUGCAGGUUUCCAUUCCACUGUUUCCUCACCGUUUUCAAAACUGAGUCUCACGACUUUCUCCAGAAGGAGGAGGCGUGUGUGCUUCUAGUUAGGGAAGGGCGAUCUUCCCUUUGACUAACUAACUGGGCCAGUAUGAAUUAAUUAAUGUCUUGAAGACAUUCUCACUAUGAACGUCAUAGUAAGCUGUUCUUUUUAAAUAAUUACUUUUAUGUCAAAAGUAUUCAUAAGUCAUUCAUGUAAUAAUUAUUUGAGAAUUUUAAGUUUAAUUUCCAACAUUAUUUGUUGGGCGAUACUAUUUUCCCCUAAAUUAAUGAUUUCCAGAACACUUUUCCUUCUGCUGUUUGAUGUGGGAACUUUUGUCUAAAUCAAUAUUACAGUUUUGGGGUUUUUUUUUUGUUUUGUUUAUACUGCCUUGCCAAAAGUAGACUAGUAUUAUUUGGUGUGUUGAAGUUGUUUGGUUUGUGUUUAAAUGGGAGUGUCUGCAGAAGCCACUGUUCAAACAGGCACACAGGAAGUAGCACAUAUGUAAAUAGCUGUGUCUUGAGUACCCUCCAAACAGCCAAAAUUAGGUGGAUGUGUUUGUCAAAGAAGGACUUCAGAAGCCAUCUCUAGUUCUCUAUUGAUGUUAAAGGGCAUUCCUAAUCUAAGAACGAGUCCCUGUGCUUGUGACUGUGGUCUCAUCAUAGCUAAGUGUGCCCUUUAGCCAUGGAUACAGUCUCUUGAAGCAUACCACUGUCAUAGAAAGAACAUGGCACUUGGAGAGAAUCAUUUGUGUAGAUUGUAUGGGUUAUUUUGUGAAACAAUACUGACCUUUCAGAAAAAGGGCAACUACUUUUAUAUGCUAAAGUACUUCGUAUUCUGGGAAACUUUAUUUAGGUAGAAAUGAUCAUCUUAUUAUUUUUCAAAACAAUGUAUUUUAAUAAUUUCACAAUUUAUAUACAGUUUGUGACAUAAAUAUGGAAGUCAUUAGUGUUAUAUCAAGGAUCUUUUGAAAUAUACUUCUAUAAGAUAUAUCAUUUGGGAUUUAUUUUGCACACCUAAAGAAUAACAGGAGAUGUCAAUUAGCAUGGUAAUGCUGUCUUUACAUUACUACAUGUAACAGAAACUUAACACAUGUGAAAACCAAAUCAUACUCACCUACUCUGUCUCUUAAUUUCAAAUCAUGUACCUGUUAGAAUAGCUUAAGGUUGCAUCAGAAACUGAAUGGUAACAAUUUUUUAUGUGAUUUUCAGAAUUGUCUUUUUUAAAAAGUUUAGUAUUUAAACUGUGCCAUUUAAUGUAUUAUCUCCACCAGCAUAAGAAGGAAUCAGUGCUUUUAGGGUGUUACGUAAUGCCUAGUGCCUUCUAUUUACAGUGGAAAAGAGGUUUUGUGGGAGGCAUUUAUGGUCAUUACCAAAAGCUGAAUUAAAGCCUUGGAUUUUAAACACUUA